AUGUAUAAUAAUUUUGGUGAUGAAUAAUACAAACUUAAUAAGUGGUGUCAAUUUAUAGAUUAAAAGAUUGCUCAGUUUUUUAAUAAACAUCUAUUAAAGCAUAACAUAAUUAAAGACUAUUAUUAAGAUUUUAUUAAUACCUUAUCAAUAAUAAUAAUUAGAUUCUUAUUAAAAACGAAUGAUAAUAAAUUACCUACUCUUUGUCUUAUUUUAGUGAUAAUUCAUUUACUAUUUACAAUCAAAUAGAAAUUACGUAAAGUUUAAAAUUUGUUAAAUCACCUAAUAGAUGUAUUAAUUUUGAUUUCUAUGUAAAACUUUAGUAGAGAAAAUGAUAAUGAGUUCAUUAUAAGACUUGCAUUACAGAUAGGAAUUUAAACUUCUAAAUCUAUGCUAUUUUAAUAUGAUUAAUUUAGUAUGAUUUUUUAGAAUAUUUUAAAAAUUUCAUUGAUAACUAUCAUUAAAUGGUAUUUAAUCAAAGAUUAUAAGUAAUUUUUAAUUUUAUAAUAGUACUUUUAAAAUAAUUAUAUUGAUGACAUUUAUGAUAUUUUAUUAAAUAAUUCAACUUCUUAUUGUUACUUCCUAUUCAUAUGCAUAUAAAAAUAUAUGGAUUAAUAAUGAAAGAAUGAAAAAGAAUAACUAAAUGAUUGAAAAACUACUUUAUGAAUUACCUAUAGGCAUUAUCUUAUUUAAUUCAAAUGGAGAAGUGUAAUUUUAAAAUUCAAUUUCAUAUAAAUAUUUACCAAAAUCAGUUGAUUUAGUAACAAAAAAAUAUAAUUUGAAUACUAUUUAAAAGUAUAGUGAUUUAAUUCUAAUGGAAGGAGACAAAGCAAAAUUCCAGAAAGUUUUUGAAGAAACUUUGGAAUCUACAGAUCCAAUAAUAAUUUCAUUUGCAUUUUAAGGUCAUCCUAUACCAAUAUGUUGUCAUUUAAGAAAAUAGGUUUUCAAUAAGAAUUCAAUUGUGGAAGCAAUAUUUAUUGAGAAAGCUGAUGAUUAAUCCUUAAUUUAUGAUAAAAUAUCUUAGAGUUUAUAAAUUAUGAAGAUCUAAUAGAUAUCUGAAAUACUAUCAAAAUAGCCUGAUAGAAUUAAGUAGCAAUUAUUAUAGUCAUUAUUCCCUAUGUUAAGUAAAACAGAUUAUUAAAAGUCUGAUUAGAUUGUAUGUAAUUUAAAAAAUUACUUUAAAUUUUUUGCUGAUUGUUUAUAAAUUAUUUACAAAACAAAUCCUCAUUUAAAAAUAGAGAAUGAUGUUCCUGACCAAGCUUUUAUUGAUAUAGUAAAGUUACAUAGUAUAUUAACUUAAUUAAUAUCUUACAUUUAUCAAGAGCAUCAUAGAAAAUAAAUGAUGUAAGGGUUUUCAUCUUAAAAAUAAUUGAUUUAAUAAAGUGAAAGAUCAAUUUAAAGAGAAAUGAAUAAUUUUUCUUUAAUAUCAUUUAAUAUAUCAAAAGGAGAUGUAUUAUAAGUGACAAUCUAAAUAGAUUAUCAUAAUUAAAUUUAAGAAUUAGAGUUGUUAUUUUAAAGAUUUGACUUCGAAGGACUAAAAAGUUAUGAUUUUAGAUUGUAACAAUUAUAAGAAGAAGAUUUAUCAUACACAUCAUUUAUUCAUAUUUUACAUUAGAUAUAUUAAAUAGAAGGUCAAAUAGAAUUAUGUGAAAGAUUAGAUAAUAUUAAGAUUUAAAUCAAUAUUCCAAUGAGAGUGACAAAUGAAUAUUAACCAGUUCUAUUAGAUCAUUAUAUUAGUAUGGGUAAAUUAGAUCCUCAAUCUAAAAUCUAUUCAAUUAAUAGUGAGAUAUUUUAAGCUUUUAGAAUUAAAUCUACAAAGAAAAUCACUUCUACCUAAAGAAUAGCUCCUUAACCAGCUUCAAGAGUUAAUGAAGAAAAUGUAAAGGUUUAAACAUCCUUAAGUGAAUAAAAACCAUUUUAAAUUUGUAAAUGUUUUGAAUAUACUUAUCGACCAAAUGUAAUUAGUGAAGAGGAGAAAUUAGAAUCUAAUAAAAUUAUAAGUCCUAAUUUAUCACCUAUUAAUAAACCAUCAACUUUAAAUUAAGCAGAUGUUGCUACUUUUGAUAUUGAAGAUAGAAUUAAUACAUAAAUGCAUUCAGUAGAAAAAGCAGUUUCUAAAGUUUUGGAAUAAGUUUUAUCUGAAAUAAUGACAUUUAAAGGAAAAAGAAUUAAUGUACAAUUUAGAAAUUCUAAGCACAAAUAAAAAUCAUUUGAAACAUCUCCAAGCAGUAUUUAUUUAAUAUUAUUAUUUAUUAGAUUCUUCAGCUUAAUAACCAAAUUAAAGAAAUACUAGUGUACCAAAUUUAUAGUAAUUUAGAACUACUAUUCCUGAACAAAGAGAAACUAAUACAAAUUUAUAAUAAUAACAAUAAUUAUCCCAACAUCCAAAUUAAUCAUUAUUUAGAUAGAUUGCUAUAAAAUAAGCACCAACUUAAACAUUAUAGAAUUUUGGAGUACCACCUACUGUAUAAUCUUAAUCUUAAUAAAUGAAUUCAGUUUAACAAACUAAAAGAUAUUAAGGAACAUAAUUAUUAAGAAAUCUUAGAGAAAAUGAUUCAAAAGUAUAACAUUUAGAAUAAAGUGAUUAAUUUAAUUAAUUCAAACCGGAUGAAAAUAAUGAUGAUUUAAAAAAUUCUGUUAAAUUUAUUCCUACUGCAUAAGAUGAUCAUUAAUUAUAAAAAUCUUAAACUUCUUUUGGAGUAAUUGUUCAACCUGUUUAAACUUAAGGAUCUGAGAAAUCACCUUGUUUUAAAGUCUAAAAAUAAGUUACAAUAAAUGAAAUUGAAAAUUAAUCAGAAGAAAUCAAAUAAUAAGAAACUGUAGAUUUAAAAUAAUAUUAUAAAGAAAAUUUAACAUAUUUAGUAGUGGAUGAUUCAACAGAUUUCUUAGAUUACAAAGUUAAAUAAACACAUUAAUUAGAUUAAAGUAUAAUAUAUUCAGAUGCAAUCAAAAAGAUUAAAUCAAUGUUUGAAUUAAAUAAAAUUUAUCAUUUUAUUAUUGUUAGGAUUAAUCUACCAUUAAAAAAUGGAAUCUAAGUAAUCAAUUAUUAAAUAUUUUAAGUUUAUUUAAGAAAUAAGAUAAUUAGAAAAUUAACAUAAUAUACCUAAAUAAUAUUUUAUUGGUGUUGAAACCAAUAUAUCUUAAACUCUUAAAUAGUCUUGUUUAGAAGCUAGUUUUGAUGAAGUUUAAGAAAAACCUAUAAAGUCAUAAUAUUUAGAGUAAUUGAUUGUAAAACGUAUGAAUCCCCCUCCUGCAAUUAUUUGGAAAUCUAUUAUUGGCAAAAGUUGUUCAAUUACAGAUUAAUAAGAGAAACUAAAUUAAGUUCAUUAAGAUCUAGACUAAUUUCAAAUACCUUAAAAAAUAGCUUCAUUAAAAGAAAUAUCAAUUACUCCAAAGUAACCACUACUUAGAAAAGCUUUCUAUCAUCCAAUUGUCACUAUUUAUAUAUUAGAUGAUUCAAGCGUACAAAUUAGUGCUUUAUCAUCAAUGAAAUUUGAUUUCAAAAUUAAAGUUGAAUAUGAUAGAAAUGUAGAAGCUGGAUUAAAACGUUUAGAUAAAUUAUUUGAAGAAAAGAAAAUUUAUCAUGUAGUCUUAGUAAAAAUGAAUUUUACAAAAAAAACUGGAUUAGAGGUUAAUAUUUAAAUUAAUUUAGAUAUUAUAAUCAAUUAGAGAAAUGGAAGAAAAAUAUUAAGUUCCAAAAUAAUUUAUAGUAGCUAUAGAUAGUGAUUUUACUGAUGAUAAAAAAUUAGAUUUAAUCAAAUAAGGAUUUGAUGAUGCUUUAACAAAACUUAUUGAUAAAAGAUUAUUAGAAGGAAUACUAAUAAAAAGAUUAGAAGAUGAAUGA
Molecule: messenger RNA, 3841 nt
Organism: Paramecium pentaurelia
Lineage: Eukaryota; Ciliophora; Oligohymenophorea; Peniculida; Parameciidae
Source: the annotation of a GenBank genome assembly